GUUAGCAGCAGCAUUGCAGCCAUCCUCCCAAGAGAACAAAGCGCGAAGUUCAAUCGUUGUCCGUGUCCUCAUUGCGCAAUCUACACUACACCGUGAAAAUGUUGAAAGAAUUCGUACGGGAGCGACUCAUUGCGGCUGCCGACGAAAUCUUCGGCCUGUUUGAAAGAACCAUCGCGUCUUACGAGGAGCAACUUUGUCGGCAACGACGACAACUGGAAGCUGCUUGCCAGACUCAGUUUGUCAUUAGCGCCGAAGACAUUCAGGAGCAGGCCGGUCACCAGGAAGAACAACCACGUUCAGGGAGCUCCAGCUUGCAGCAGGAGAAUCCUCCGCCGCCCCUCGUCAAAGAGGAGGAGCAAUUCGUGCCCCCCCACAUUAAGGAGGAAGAGGAGGGGGUCACUGUCAGCCAGUCGCCACUGACCCGCCUCUCUGUGGCAAGUGAAGACGACAAAGCACCUAAGUGGAGGCAGCUUCAUCAUCACAGUCAGAGCGGAGAGUGGUGUGGAGGAGCGCUGCCAGAUGACCUUUGCACACCACCGUCACAUUGCUACGACGUAGAGAGCUAUGACGGCAAACGGCUGAAAGGUUCCGAAAAGGAGAGAACUCGGGGCAGCAGUGAUUCACGUUUCACGUGUCCAAUUUGUGGCAGAAGUUUUGCUCAGAAAUUGCACAGACACAUGCGAACACACACGGGAGAAAAGCCCUUUCGUUGCGCAACUUGUGGCAAAAGAUUCUCUCGAAAGGAGCAUUUGGAAAUACACAUGAGAAUACACACAGGAGAGAAACCCUUCAGUUGCUCAAUUUGUCCCAAAACAUUCACACAUAAGACCACCAUGGCUUCACACAUGAGAAUGCACACAGGAGAAAAACCUUUUAGCUGUGCAUUUUGUGGUAAAGCUUUCAGUCAAAAGCAAAGUAUGCUGCUACACGUCAGGAUACACACUAGAGGAAAGCCCUUGGCCUGCCCCUUGUGACUUCAACAUUGAUUGAAAUUGAAAGGUCAUGCAUGAACUGAAAACCCCUCAAUGUGUGACUCAAACGUUGACUCAAAAGUCAUGCGUGCUAUUCCUCAUGAAAAUGAGGUAAAGCCCGUUUGGACCUCAAUUCGUGGCAUGCGUGUGCUUGAAAACAUUUUUUUGCUCUACAAAGAGUGUAAUUGCGUGGCUUUGUGUUCUCGGAAUUGUGACAGUGGAGCAAUAAGGACAGGGAAUUGGGUUAAAAAAGUGAGGAGAGUCAUUUGAUUCAUCAUCAUCAUCAUUUGCAUUGGCGCCAUCUCGGACAUCUGCAGCUCCUUCAAUUAUUCAGGUAGCUUGAGCAAAGGAACGUCACUAUUAUCUAAGUAAGCUCCCCAAAGUGUGAGCUUCCUUCUGGUUUGAUGUGCAGCAAUUCAGAAAUAAAUUUAA
Syngnathus acus (greater pipefish) is the source of this 1403-nucleotide messenger RNA. RefSeq names its product zinc finger protein 69-like. The transcript has 2 exons. NCBI's taxonomy places the organism in Eukaryota, Metazoa, Chordata, Actinopteri, Syngnathiformes, Syngnathidae. Gene Ontology annotation, molecular function: DNA-binding transcription factor activity; RNA polymerase II cis-regulatory region sequence-specific DNA binding. Gene Ontology annotation, biological process: regulation of transcription by RNA polymerase II. The record is from RefSeq and is a predicted model, not a curated record. Bases 99 to 974 code for a protein of 291 amino acids.